AUGAAGUGCAAAUGCUUUAUAAAGGAAGAAAGUGAUCUCAUUGAUGCAAUAGAGGAAAGUGAUUUCAUCAUUACUAGUGACAAUGAUGAUGCUACUAACGAUGAGAGUGAUUCCAUUGUUAUUAGUGAUGAUGAUGCUAUUAAGGAGGAAAUUGAUUCCAUUGUUACUAGUGAUGUUGAAGAAGCAACUAAAGAAGCAAAACCUGAUGUAGUAUCCUUAUCUUUUCUUGAGAAAGAUGAUUCAUUUCUUUCUCCUUGGAGUUGGAACCCUGAUAAUGAUUUCAGCAAUGACAAUGCCUCCACUAAAGAAAAAAAAUACAUUGUAUUUUUUUCAUCUUGA
This is a messenger RNA of Vicia faba (fava bean), 339 nucleotides long. Lineage: Eukaryota; Viridiplantae; Streptophyta; Magnoliopsida; Fabales; Fabaceae. The record is from the annotation of a GenBank genome assembly.